This is a messenger RNA of Sipha flava (yellow sugarcane aphid), 2179 nucleotides long. RefSeq names its product acetyl-coenzyme A transporter 1-like. Gene Ontology annotation, molecular function: acetyl-CoA transmembrane transporter activity. Bases 390 to 2027 code for a protein of 545 amino acids. The record is from RefSeq and is a predicted model, not a curated record. Lineage: Eukaryota; Metazoa; Arthropoda; Insecta; Hemiptera; Aphididae. Gene Ontology annotation, cellular component: membrane. The transcript has 10 exons.
AAACCAGUUUUCGUACUCCACCACAAGAAUGCUCUUUAAGUUUAUAACAUUGAACAGUUUUAUUUUUUUAUCCUUAACUUCUUAACAUAAUAUAUUAAUUCCGAGUAUUAAAUGUUAAUUUUUCAUACUUAAACUUACACUGAUUCUCAAAACUUUUUAAUGAGCAAACUAUAAUUUGUUUUAAGGACAAUAUCAUACUACAGACUUUUACUUUUGAUAAGCACUGAAAGAUACAAUUUAUAGAUGGUCCUCCAGUUGUUUUAGAUGACGAAAUCUCCAGGCAAACACUUGAGAACGAUUGACGACAACGUGUCGGAGGACCGUGCACGGCAGUGUAGUACGUGGUUGGCGGUUGCGAACACGGACGGUUCACCGAAUCUGUGGAAGCUAUGAAGGGCGAAAAAGAGAUGGAGGUCACCGGCGUGGAUGACAAAGGACGACCAAACCGUAACGUUGAGAACCCAGAACGAACCAGAGUCAAGCCCAACCUUAAGGGAGACAUGCUAAACGUGGCUUUACUUGUACUUCUGUACACAUUACAGGGUAUACCGAUUGGGAUUUCUUCAGCCAUAAGGACUUACGUGCAAAACAAAAAGGUCUCGUAUGGCCAACAGGCGAAGUUCAGUAUGGUCGAUCUACCGUACAGUUUAAAGCUGCUGUUGGCUCCAUUGAUAGAUACAUUGUAUUCACGCCAAUUUGGGAAACGGAAGACCUGGCUGGUUCCCAUACAGUGUUGCCUAGGACUGGCAUUGAUUUUCGUCGGGUCGAAUAUCAACGAAUGGUUACUGGAUAAUAAUGUGGAAAUGACUACACUGACAUGCGUUUUUUUUUGCGUGAACGUGUUGGCUUCCACUCAAGACAUCAUCAUCGAUGGAUGGUCACUCACCCUGUUAAGAAGAGAAAAUGUGCCAUACGCCUCAACUUGUAAUACGUCCGGUCAAACAUUGGGUAUAGCUUUGGGAUACAUGUUUUUUAUACUGUUCGAGUCCGAGGAAUUUUGUAAUAAAUGGCUGCGUUUUACCGAUCAAAAAGGCGGUAUCAUCACGAUGAAAGGAUAUUUAUACUUUUGGGGAAUAAUAUUCUGUGUGGUCGCCGUGCUGAUCACAAUAUUCAAAAAAGAGAAACUGGAUCCGUCCGAUACAUUUGUCGGCAAAACGAAAAUCUGUGAUACAUAUCAACUGCUCUGGAAGAUCUUACAUCUUCCAACUAUACAGAAAUUCACCAUAGUCAUGCUGACAUAUGAAGUAGCAUUUUCGUCCUUGGGAACAUAUGUGUCGAACCCAAAAUUUAUGGAAUAUGGCGUGGAAAAAGAGGGAAUAGUUGUUGUUGACAUGACAUUGAUUCCAAUAAAAAUAAUCACGCCCCUCAUUAUCGCUAGAUUCACGACUGGGCCGAGACCGUUGGAAAUAUUUUAUAAGACUGUACCAUAUCGGUUGAUUAUGGGUAUUAUGUCUGCCGUACUCGUUUACUACACCCAUAGUUUUAUCAACGACAAGAGCAAUAACGGAUACCUAAACUUUUUCCUAAUUUAUGAAUUACACCGCGUUUUGAGACUGAUGCUGUCGGUAUUCAUUUACCUGGGCGUGCAAGCAUUCUUUUUACGGAUCAGCGACCCUCGGAUUGGUGGCACGUACAUGGCACUUCUUAACACCGUGUGGUACCUCGGAGUGGCUAUGGCCAGAACCAUAGCGCUUGGCAUGCUCAACGUGUUGACGAUUAAACGGUGUUCGACUGAUGAAUCGAACUUGUGUUGGACCAAGGCAGCGGUAGAGGAUUGCGAGUUGCACAGUGGAGGAGAUUGCAUUACUGUAAUAGACGGUUACUUUGUGGAAGUUUUCAUCUGCACGAUAUCUGGAGUGAUUUGGUACUUGACCUUGAGAAGAAUUCUUAAAAACUUACAGUCCACGGAAACGGACGAGUGGCAAGUAAACAAUGUUAGACUAGCCAUUGCGGACAAAAAUAACGGCAGUGAUACUUGUUGCAAAUUGCCUGAUAUAGUCGAUUGUAAUUCUCCAAAAUCUAACUAAAUAUCUAUCGGUUUUCGUUAGAAAUUUUACUUUAAUGUUUUUUAAUUUUUUUUUUUUUUUUUUUUAAUUACAUUGAAGGUUAAUAAUUAUCUUGUGGAUUUAUACAGACUAAUUAUACACUAUUACAAAUUGAUGUUAUAAUACAUUACGUA